Messenger RNA from Alnus glutinosa, 1406 nucleotides. RefSeq lists its product as uncharacterized. Gene Ontology annotation, molecular function: zinc ion binding. Bases 5 to 496 code for a protein of 163 amino acids. NCBI's taxonomy places the organism in Eukaryota, Viridiplantae, Streptophyta, Magnoliopsida, Fagales, Betulaceae. The record is from RefSeq and is a predicted model, not a curated record. The transcript is spliced from 4 exons.
CAGAAUGGCGACAGGGAAAAUCAGCCGCCGGCGAGAUCGAGCUGAGACCCUUGUGGAAGCAGCGCUUCGAGUCCUCAACACAGCGGACCCAUUCGAGAAGGCGCAGCUUGGCGACUCAGUCGCUUCUCAGUGGCUCCAGGGGGCCAUCACUCAGCCCUACGACCCGUCUCUGGCCCUCCCCAUCCCAGAUCGCCCCGCCAGGCUCUCCAACGUUAAGUUGGUGUCACCGAGUCUCAUGCCGAAGCUUGGAAAAGCAGGUAGCUUGCAGAGUAGGCAGGCCAUUGUGCAUAGUCUUGUGCACACUGAGAGCUGGGCUAUUGACUUGUCUUGGGAUAUAAUAGCUCGCUUUGGUAAGCAAGCUGCAAUGCCAAGAGACUUCUUCACCGAUUUUGUUAAGGUGGCUCAGGAUAAGGGCCGACACUUCACUCUCCUUGCAGAACGGUUAGAGCAGUUGGGUUCUUUUUAUGGAGCAUUACCAGCUCACGACGGCCUCUAGGACUUUGCUACUGGCAUUGAAGAAAUGGAGCCAUAGUUACAAAUCAUGCAACUUGGUUCAGGAUUUUUGAGAUGAAUCGAUCCUAAUUUGUGGAGAUGGUUCCAUUUUCUUGAACUUCUCCAGAUAUUUAUCCUAUCACCGGGCUUGUACAUAGUGUGGACUCAUUUAGUUUUAAUGCAACACUGGAGUACACCCUUUCUCUGUGUUGUUCAAAUGUUCCAUCAGUGAAAGAUGUUUUAUAAAUCAUCACAAAUUUGAGUUUGAACACAGGCAAGAGGACUUGAUGUGCUGCCCACAACCAUUUCUUGGUUUCGCAAUGGAGGUGAUAAUGAGACAGCAGAUUUACUAGAGAGAGUGGUUUACCCCGAAGAGGUUACCCAUUGUGCUGCUGGUGUUAAAUGGUUUAAGUAUCUUUGCCUGAGGGCUAAAAAUCCUACUUGGGAUCAGGGCAGCAUGGCAUCUCCAGGUGGGUCAGGAGCAAGUGAAAAAACGCUAGGGGAAAAUGGAGCAAUUCAGAAGUUUCACUCGAUAGUGAGGACAUACUUCAGGGGACCAUUGAAACCACCUUUCAAUGAGGAAGCAAGAAAAGCUGCUGGGUUUGGCCCUCAGUGGUAUGAACCACUUGCUGUCAAAGAGGUUAGCUCUAGAAUGGAAACAAUAUUGUAAUUAGCAAAAAUAUUUUGGUAAAGCUUGUUUAGGACACUAGGAUCGCAUCUUAUAUUUCUUCUGACUUCUUAAGAGGCAAAUGCGUUUUUCCUUCUUUUUUUUUUUUCCCCUUUAUUUUAGAUGAGGCUGCCCACAAUGGGGUCAUAGAUUUAAUCAUAAGAAUCUGUUUUUGAAUGCAUAGAAUAGUGCCUUUGAAUCUGGGUUGUUUUGAUACAAUGUACGGUUUUAGGAAACGUUCUGUUUU